This is a messenger RNA of Melozone crissalis (California towhee), 2670 nucleotides long. RefSeq names its product 3'-phosphoadenosine 5'-phosphosulfate synthase 2 (gene PAPSS2). Bases 24 to 1868 code for a protein of 614 amino acids. The transcript is spliced from 12 exons. Gene Ontology annotation, biological process: sulfate assimilation; 3'-phosphoadenosine 5'-phosphosulfate biosynthetic process. The record is from RefSeq and is a predicted model, not a curated record. Gene Ontology annotation, molecular function: sulfate adenylyltransferase (ATP) activity; ATP binding; adenylylsulfate kinase activity. Lineage: Eukaryota; Metazoa; Chordata; Aves; Passeriformes; Passerellidae.
GCCGCAGCAGCAGCAGCAGCACCAUGGCGAGCCGCGAGCACACGGGAUCCACCAACGUGGUUUACCAAGCCCACCAUGUCAGCAGGAGUAAGAGAGGACAAGUGGUCGGCACCAGGGGAGGAUUCCGAGGCUGCACGGUUUGGCUCACAGGCCUUUCUGGAGCCGGCAAGACAACCAUUGGCUUUGCUCUGGAGGAGUACCUGGUGGCUCAUGGCAUCCCCUGCUACUCCCUGGAUGGUGACAACGUGAGGCACGGCUUGAACAAGAACCUGGGCUUCUCGGCCCAGGACCGCGAGGAGAACAUCCGGCGCAUCGCCGAGGUGGCGCGGCUCUUCGCCGACGCGGGGCUCGUCUGCAUCACCAGCUUCAUCUCCCCCUUCACCAAGGAUCGUCGAAACGCACGAAAAAUUCACGAGGCAGCUGGACUUCCUUUCUUUGAAAUCUUUGUAGAUGCUCCUCUAAAUAUUUGUGAAAGCAGAGAUGUGAAGGGCCUGUACAAAAAGGCAAGAGCUGGAGAGAUCAAAGGAUUCACGGGCAUUGACUCCGAGUACGAGAAACCCGAAGCUCCCGAGCUGGUGCUGAAAACAAACGUUGCAUCGGUGUCUGAGUGCAUCCAGCAGGUUGUGGAGCUCCUGCAGGCACAGAACAUUGUGCCCCAGGGCUCAGUCAAGGAUGUUCUGGAGCUCUUUGUGCCUGAGGAUAAACUCAGCAGUGUCAGGGCUGAGGCAGAGAAGCUGCCAGCACUGGAGAUCACUAAGCUGGAUCUGCAGUGGGUGCAGGUGCUGAGCGAAGGCUGGGCCACUCCUCUGACAGGAUUCAUGAGGGAGGCAGAGUACCUGCAAGUGCUGCACUUUGACACCCUGCUCAAUGGUAUGGAUCCCCUGUAUGGAGUGGUGAACCUGAGCGUGCCCAUCGUGCUGCCGCUGUCAACAGAGGACAAGCAGCGGCUGGAGGGCAGCACGGCGCUGGCGCUCAGCUUCCAGGGCCGCCGCGUGGCCGUGCUGCGCCGCCCCGAGUUCUUCGCGCACAGGAAGGAGGAGCGCUGCGCCCGCGUCUGGGGCACCACCUGCCCCCGGCACCCACACAUCCAGAUGGUGAUGGAGAGUGGAGACUGGCUGGUUGGUGGAGACCUGGAGGUCCUGGAGAGGAUCAAAUGGAACGAUGGGCUGGACCAGUACCGCCUGACCCCGCUGGCUCUCAAGCAGAAGUUCAGGGAAAUGAAUGCUGACGCCGUUUUCGCCUUCCAGCUGCGCAACCCCGUGCACAACGGGCACGCGCUGCUGAUGCAGGACACGCGGCGGCAGCUCCUCGACAGGGGCUACAAGAACCCCGUGCUGCUGCUGCACCCCCUGGGGGGCUGGACCAAGGAUGAUGAUGUCCCCCUGGAGUGGCGCAUGAAGCAGCACGCUGCCGUGCUGGAGGAGCAGGUCCUGGACCCCAAGUCCACCAUCGUGGCCAUCUUCCCGUCUCCCAUGCUCUACGCCGGCCCCACCGAGGUGCAGUGGCACUGCCGGGCCCGGAUGGUGGCCGGGGCCAAUUUCUACAUCGUGGGGCGCGACCCGGCGGGAAUGCCGCACCCCGACACGCGGCAGGACCUGUACGAGCCCACGCACGGCGGGAAGGUGCUGAGCAUGGCCCCCGGGCUCACCUCCGUGGAGAUCCUGCCCUUCCGGGUGGCUGCCUACAACAAGACCAAGAGAGCCAUGGACUUCUACGACCCCAAAAGGCACGAUGACUUUGACUUCAUCUCAGGAACACGCAUGAGGAAGCUCGCUCGGGAAGGGGAAAACCCCCCCGAUGGCUUCAUGGCCCCCAAAGCCUGGAAGGUCCUCACCACCUACUACCAGUCACUGGAGAAAAAGAAUUAACUCCUCCUCCUCCUCCCUAGAAAAGCCUGUAUUAAUAGUGAGCAAUGAUCCAUUGAUUCCCUGUGACACAGAUCACUUGCCAUGACCCUGGGAUGUUCCUACCUGGGUCAGAGCGUUUUUUACCAAUCAGAAAUACUUUCAGCCUGAUCCUUCUCCCCUGAAGCUGCUGGGGGUGUCCCCAUGGAGUGGAAGGGAUGGGGAGAGGGCCCUUUGUUCCCAGCUGGCACCAGGACGUGCCACGGUGCUGCCAGCGCAGAGGGGACCCGGGUAAAUCCUGCCUGUGCCCUGCCUGGAGCAGAAAUGAAGAAGUGCCUUUCCUCAUUGUGCCUUAGACAGUUUUUGCUAAUUAACAGCAGAAUCUUUUUAAUGCCUCUUUUUAUAAAAAGGACUUUUUUAAGAUCAGCUGUGACCACCUCCAGUUCCUUGUGGCUGAGCCAACUCCUCCCUGCUUCCUUCCUUCCUUCCUUCCUCCUGCUUGACCUCUGGGCUGAGCAUUCCUGUUGCUCCACGUUCAGGAGCCUGUGAGGAUGUGCCAUGUUAUCCCUGGCACAGGGAUCCAUCCCUGCACUCACAGCCCAGCUGGGGAGCCUCUCCUGGGAGGCACCACAAACCCUGAGAUCCCUGAGAAAGCUCUGCACAGCGAGGAGAAGUCAGGGAUGCUGGCACUGUGCUUCCAGGUGUCCUCCCAGGUGGCAGCAUGGGCUCCCCCUUCCCUCUGCCCCAAAGGCAAAUCCGGGACAAAACAGCAAAGUCACAGCACCAGGAGGGUCUGGAGAACCGGCUGAGAGAGGCUGCAGCCUCA